AUUUCCAACGUGCGAUUCCUUGGGAAGGUCGCGGCCAGGGAACGUGCGUGUGCGGGGCUGUGCACCAUAAGGGAAGUAGAUAGGUGGUCGGCUUUUCUGGCAGGAGGAGGAAAAAGCUGUGCUGGUAAGGGUGGGAACUGAAUGACAACCCCCCUCUGCCAAGCCACCCCCUCAUAUUUUCCAUCUACCUCCUCGCUCCUGCCCUCCCCCGCCCUCCCCAACCCACGCCCGAGUGGGCCAAUCGCUGCUCCGCAUUCCAGGCGCUUUCUCAGGUUUCUGCUGAUCUUGCAGCGCCCAGAAAUGGACCGAGCGGACCCGCCGCCGCACGCACCCUGCCCCACUCGGAGCUCCUAACCGCUCCCGGCACGCCGCGUAGCCUCGGCGAGGUCCACGCUGGGGUGCGGGAAGCGGAGGAGAUCCGAGAGCCAUGUAGAUCCAGGCUCUUGCUCGCCCGCCUCCUUCGGGAUUGAAUCAAGGGCUCCCAUAGUGUUAGGAGGGGGCGACAGUGCUGUUUAUCGUCAUUUGCUUCCGAGCCUCGGGAGAGGGUGGCAUUUUGCUUUUCCGCCCCGCAUCCUCCGGAACUCCCUGCACCAGCGAGAGGACGGCGUCUCUAGGUUGCUGGCAACCGGUGAGAAUGGGGGAAGGGAACGGACAUUUCCGCCGUAGCGGCUCGCUCAAUCGAUUGUCCCACUGAAGGGGCGUAGGACGAGGGGGUGAGGGCGGCGACUUUGUCCCGGCGCCUCUCGGAUGCUGCCGCGGCUCCGGCCGCCGCUCCCGCCGGGUACUGCAAAGGCGACCUGCCGCAUUCCGACUGGGGCUCUCCUCCGACUCAGCACCGCCCCUGCGCCAAGCCGGCGGGCCAGCGUCCAUCGAUCGCCCUGGUGGGAGCUUAGAAGGCGGCAGGCGAAGAGGGGUAGGAGGGGGGAGAGCCAAGGAGAAGCAGAGGGGGUGGCAGGCGAGGGGAUCUGCUGAGCUGGCUCUGCACCCGGUCCUAGGAGGGCUCACGGAAGGGAGGGGAGGACAGGGUGACCCCCGAAGUGAUGGCCGGGUCCGCUAGAACGGCACUGCGCUAAGGCACCUCGGAGCAGGAAGAUACACCAAUCCUCCCCCGACCCCACUCUCGGCAAAAAGCUACACCCAGGGCCGCAGGCGAGGGGGAUUCCAAACUGAGUAAAAGGCAGGGUGGAGGGGAAGGUAAGGAGAAGUGAAGUCACAGAUCUCUCCACCUGCUGGCUUUGAAGCCCUUCCCCCUGAGCGUGGGGAAGCUGCGCACUCCGGUGGGGGGGGCGCUUGGGUCCCCCCCACCUCUCCUUUCCCACUGCUUCCCACCCCCGGCCUUCUCCUGGUCUCUCACCCCUGCGCCCUGCUUCCACAAUGACGGUGAUGUCUGGAGAGAACGUGGACGAGGCUUCGGCCGCCCCGGGCCACCCCCAGGAUGGCAGCUACCCCCGGCCGGCGGAGCACGACGACCACGAGUGCUGCGAGCGCGUGGUGAUCAACAUCUCCGGGCUGCGCUUCGAAACGCAACUCAAGACCCUGGCGCAGUUUCCCAACACGCUGCUGGGCAACCCUAAGAAACGCAUGCGCUACUUCGACCCCCUGAGGAACGAGUACUUCUUCGACCGCAACCGGCCCAGCUUCGACGCCAUCCUCUACUACUACCAGUCCGGGGGUCGCCUGCGGAGGCCGGUCAACGUGCCCCUGGACAUGUUCUCUGAGGAGAUCAAAUUUUACGAGCUGGGCGAGGAGGCCAUGGAGAAGUUCCGGGAGGACGAGGGCUUCAUCAAGGAAGAGGAGCGCCCCCUGCCCGAAAAGGAAUACCAGCGCCAGGUGUGGCUGCUCUUCGAGUACCCUGAGAGCUCAGGGCCGGCCCGGGUCAUCGCCAUCGUCUCGGUCAUGGUCAUCCUCAUCUCCAUUGUCAUCUUUUGCCUGGAGACUCUACCGGAGCUGAAGGAUGACAAGGACUUCACAGGCACCGUGCACCGCAUCGAUAACACCACGGUUAUCUACAAUUCCAACAUCUUCACGGACCCCUUCUUCAUCGUGGAAACCCUGUGCAUCAUCUGGUUCUCCUUUGAGCUGGUGGUGCGCUUCUUUGCCUGCCCCAGCAAGACAGACUUCUUCAAAAACAUCAUGAACUUCAUCGACAUUGUGGCCAUCAUCCCCUAUUUCAUCACCCUAGGCACCGAGAUAGCCGAGCAGGAGGGAAACCAGAAGGGCGAGCAGGCCACUUCGCUGGCCAUCCUCAGGGUCAUCCGGUUGGUAAGGGUUUUUAGAAUCUUCAAACUCUCCCGCCACUCUAAGGGCCUCCAGAUCCUGGGCCAGACCCUCAAAGCUAGUAUGAGAGAGCUAGGGCUGCUCAUCUUUUUCCUCUUCAUUGGGGUAAUCCUGUUUUCUAGUGCAGUGUACUUUGCCGAGGCGGAAGAAGCUGAGUCGCACUUCUCCAGUAUCCCCGAUGCUUUCUGGUGGGCGGUGGUGUCCAUGACCACUGUAGGAUACGGUGACAUGUACCCUGUGACAAUUGGAGGCAAGAUCGUGGGCUCCUUGUGUGCCAUCGCUGGUGUGCUGACAAUUGCCCUGCCCGUACCUGUCAUUGUGUCCAAUUUCAACUAUUUCUACCACCGAGAAACUGAGGGGGAAGAGCAGGCUCAGUUGCUCCACGUUAGUUCCCCUAAUUUAGCCUCUGACAGUGACCUCAGUCGGCGCAGUUCCUCCACUAUCAGCAAAUCUGAGUACAUGGAGAUCGAAGAGGAUAUGAAUAAUAGCAUAGCCCAUUAUAGACAGGCCAAUAUCAGAACUGGCAAUUGUACCACAGCUAACCAAAACUGCGUUAAUAAGAGCAAGCUACUGACCGAUGUUUAAAAAGCCAAGCAAGCAAACAAACAAAAGCCCCACUUAGUAGCUUGAAAGACUUAAAAACAAAACAAAACAAAAACCAAACAACAAAAGCCCUAGUGACUGACAUCACUGUUUGUAGAUACUUUACUAAUUAGUCUCUGAAUGCUCUAUUUAACUGUCAAUGCGUUGUUGCAUUGCGGAUUUGGGGGAAUGACGAACCAGAAGCUUUCAAGAUACAAGAAAAGAGAAGCUAUUUUCAUUUUAUUAAAAAAAUGGGAAAAGAAGGUGUAUUUUCUAAAACUGGUUUAAAACAAUUCAGUCCAUGAGCUAGUCUAGGUAAACUAAGAUUCAUAUGCUUCCCCAUACUGAGACUUUUUUAAUCCUUUGGCUUCUUUAAUUUUUUUCUUUUAACUAGAAACCAGAUGAUCAUUUAGAAAUAUAAAAUUUCAGUUUGCAUGGGACUCCAUUAUAAAACUUUUGCAAACUGCACAGCACAUUUAAGACAGUGCAUCUGAUGUAUUAUAUGUAACAUGAUAUACCAGCCAAAAUGGGCAAUGAACAAAUGUUGUUUUUAUUUUGACCAACCUAACUGUAUAUGACAAGGUGAAAACACACACACACACACACACACACACAC
Mustela erminea (ermine) is the source of this 3475-nucleotide messenger RNA. It is a transcript of the gene KCNA1, whose product is annotated as potassium voltage-gated channel subfamily A member 1. The record is from RefSeq and is a predicted model, not a curated record. NCBI's taxonomy places the organism in Eukaryota, Metazoa, Chordata, Mammalia, Carnivora, Mustelidae. Gene Ontology annotation, molecular function: delayed rectifier potassium channel activity; protein binding. Bases 1375 to 2862 code for a protein of 495 amino acids. Gene Ontology annotation, biological process: protein homooligomerization; potassium ion transmembrane transport. The transcript is spliced from 2 exons. Gene Ontology annotation, cellular component: neuronal cell body; synapse; dendrite.